This is a messenger RNA of Sinocyclocheilus rhinocerous, 3652 nucleotides long. RefSeq names its product serine/threonine-protein kinase 38. The record is from RefSeq and is a predicted model, not a curated record. Gene Ontology annotation, molecular function: ATP binding; protein serine/threonine kinase activity. Lineage: Eukaryota; Metazoa; Chordata; Actinopteri; Cypriniformes; Cyprinidae. The transcript has 11 exons. The coding region runs from base 98 to 1189 and encodes 363 amino acids. Gene Ontology annotation, biological process: intracellular signal transduction; peptidyl-serine phosphorylation.
GUUCCCUUUUCCACUCAAGCACAAACCCGGAAGAAGGAAAUAAUGUCCGUCGUCGUCCACUAGCUCAAGUCAGUUUGAGGUCGAGUGGAAGUUAACCAUGGCGAUGACAAGUCAGACGUCCUGCUCCUCGAUGAGCAACCACACUAAGGAAAGGGUCACCAUGGCCAAAGUGACGCUGGAGAAUUUUUAUAGCAACCUGAUAUCACAGCAUGAGGAAAGGGAAAUGAGGCAGCAAAAAUUGGAGAAGGUCAUGGAUCAAGAGGGACUAGGUGAUGAAGAGAAGGGUCUCCGGCGGUCUGAGCAUGCUAGGAAAGAGACUGAGUUUCUUCGUCUCAAGCGAACACGGCUUGGAUUAGAGGACUUUGAGUCACUCAAAGUGAUUGGCCGAGGAGCUUUCGGAGAGGUGCGGUUAGUUCAGAAGAAGGACACAGGACACGUUUAUGCCAUGAAAAUCUUGCGUAAGGCUGAUAUGCUUGAGAAAGAACAGGUUGGCCAUAUUCGAGCAGAAAGGGACAUCCUUGUAGAGGCAGAUAGUCUGUGGGUGGUGAAGAUGUUCUACAGCUUUCAGGAUAAGAUGAACCUCUACCUCAUCAUGGAGUUUCUGCCUGGAGGUGAUAUGAUGACUCUACUGAUGAAGAAAGACACUUUAACGGAGGAGGCCACACAGUUUUAUAUUGCUGAGACUGUGCUGGCUAUUGACUCCAUUCACCAGAUGAGCUUCAUCCACAGAGACAUCAAACCAGACAAUCUCCUGCUGGACUCCAGGGGCCACGUGAAGUUGUCUGAUUUUGGCCUAUGCACUGGUCUGAAGAAAGCUCACCGCACAGAGUUCUACAGAAACCUUAAUCACAGCCUUCCCAGCGACUUCACGUUCCAGAACAUGAACUCGAAGAGGAAAGCAGAAACAUGGAAACGAAACAGGAGACAGUUGUUUGCGCCUCAAUUUUUUUCCGCUAGGGAGAGACCAGCGGCUAUUCCGAUUGAGAUCAAAAGCAUUGACGACACCUCCAACUUUGACGAGUUUCCUGAUUCAGACAUCCUCCAGCCUUCAGUCGCUCCUGUGUCCAACCACACUGAGGCAGAUCUGAAGAGUAAAGACUGGGUGUUCAUCAACUACACCUACAAGCGCUUUGAGGGGCUGACCGCACGAGGAGGCAUCCCAUCGUACAUGAAAACUGGGAAGAGAUAGGCUUCGAUAGGACUUGAUAACUUGCUGCACUCUUUCAAUGGUUGUUUUUCCAUAAGGAGAUAUUCUCCAUUGCUCCUCCUCGCUUCUGAAGGAUCCUACAUCAUCCGUUUCCUGUUUUGACUCACCCAUUUAUGGAUGUGGACUUCACCCACACUCAAUUCAUAGAAAGACACGUUCAAAGCUUUAUCUAAGGGCUUCUUUUCCUUUAACAUUUUUAAAAAUUGUGUUGCGCUCACCAUCCAAGAUCUCAGCGACACUGGAAAACAUGGGGCUUCGUAAGUCUGUCUGAUCUGAAUGUGAUUCACACAAACCCCGAGAGCUGCAGAUGUUGCCUUACAUUCGGAUCCUUCUUAUACACCAGCAGAAACAUCAUGAAUGCAUUUGCCAAUCAAACCAAAUUGUUCAUCACCAUACCAGGAAACUUUACCAGCUGAUGUCAAAGACCAAGCAAACUCUAGCAAACGGACCAGCGUUUGUUUUUUAUUUAAUGGGUUGUUUUAGCCACUGACUGAUUCAGAAGUUGCUUGGUGCUAAUGCUGUUGUUUUUCUUAAUAAAGGGGCAUGUUGCUGAUGUUUGGGGAACAAAGCCACAUUUUUUGCAUCUUGAGGAGAAUAACAACACUAUUCAGGGAUUUGAAUUUGAUUGAGUCUUCCAUUUUAAUAUGGGGAUGAAAUGUUCAAUGCAAAAUUUUUAUAUUACCAAAGAGGCGCCACUUUUGAUCGGCUUUAUGGGCUUGACUCUCGAUGUUGUUUGAUCGUGGAUGCUUUGGCUUUCAUACAGCAUUAAUUCUUAAGCUGUUAACGUAUAAACUUGUAGCAAAAUAUUCAUUCCAUAAUGGUUCCAAUCAGUCUGCGUUAUUGGAAGCUGCUUGUAUCAGCAUGUUGCUUGUGAGGGCUGACUUUGUAAAAAUCAAACAAAGGUGCAAGUAUGAUUUUCAGAAGUGUGUGGGAUUCCAGACAGUGAAUGACUGAGUCAUAUUUCUACAAUCGGGACCCAUAUGUCUUCUUUCUGUGACCAAAUUGAAUGUAUCUUGAAGAUUCAAAGAGGCUUCUAGAAGUUGCAUUCAUUUAGGAUUGGCUGCCCUGGAAUGAUCUGAGAUUCACCUAAAUGCUUAAGUGAAUGAUUUGGCGACUACACGGCAUGACAAAGGUUUUGUAUAUGGAAUUGCUUGUUAGAUCUCUAGCUGAGCAGCUGUUGAACACAAUAUACUGCUAGAGAAAUGUUGUCACAGAUAACAGAUUACUGUAUCCCAGAAUGCUACAAAUAGAAGUAGCAUGAAAUCGUGAUUGAAUGGUGUUUUUAUCCUUCGAGCAAUAUGUGACCGUCUUAGGUCUGGAUGUGUAUUAUUAUUAUUAUUUUUUAAUAUAUAAUAGUGGCUGGAGAUUUUCAUGCUGUCUGAGAGUCGGCCUGUUGCAUGUUUUUGUGUGCUGGACAAGUCAAAAGAGCUAUGAAUGAGUUUGAGAAUUAGUAUUUUGAUUUUCUUUGUGCUGCUUUGUUUAUUUGUUUCACUUGUUCUACUAUCAUUGAAUGGGAAUAUGUGAGGGUGAUUUCAUGGUUAUCGCUUAUGAAAGAUGGCUUGAUGAAAUUAUACACUGUCUACAAGUAGCAGAUCACAGGCUGGGCUGCUUUGUAUCUCUUGUUGCUGUAUCGCACAUGCUGAAAAUGAUCAUGAAACCAGCGUGUCAUAAUGAUAGUGUCUUUUUUUUAAAUCUCACCUAUUUUUAUGUGGGUUUCUUGCUUGCAUCCUUGUCCUAAUGUGAGGAUACUCUCUUUGAAUGAGAAAAGGACUCUUUUUUUUUCUCUCUCUUCUCAAAGAUUAACAAUGCACCUUUUGCUAGUUGUGAUGUCAUGUGUAUAUUUAAAAUACACACACACACACGUCAAGUUGUUAAAUACACACUGAAAGACUGUUUGCCCGUAAGAGUUUGUAAUUCUUUCUGCAACUUUUUUCACCUAACCAGAUAUAGACUAGUCUUAAGAUUUUUGGGGUCUAUAUUUACUUGCUUAGAGCUAAAGAAAUAAUUACACCAAUGUGUAUAAAGGAGUUUAUUCACACUGGCACUAGUGCUCACAAACUAUCGGUGCAGGAGAUCUCAGAUUUGUUGCUGUUAAUCCAGUGCUGAUGGAGGAACAGCACUCCUGCUUCUGAAUGGUUUUGAACAUGGUUCCAGUUUUCACUGAUGUCACAUUCUGCUGUGGGGGGUGGACGUUUGUCCUCUCUCUGCCUUAAGUUUGAGUUGUAGAGUGUUUGUGGAUUUUUCCUGCGCUCACAGAGCACCUUUCACUGGUUUAUUUGUUUGAUGGAGAGUUUGUUUUUGAGGUGUGGGCACACUUUGACCUGUUAAACAUCCUGAAUAAAAUACCAGUUCAUUUAAAUGAGUAUGAGGCUCUUCUGUUCCUCUUACAUAGGAACAUUUUGUACCUUAAAACAUAUAUUAUACAUUUUGAAUAAAAAAAAGUCC